CAAACGUAUAUCGAUGUAUCGUUAUGUUCAAUAAUACCAUCGUCAGCGAAAGGAGACGGAGCAAAACAGCAGCAGAAAAAGAAAGCAAACGCAAAAAGCCAUACAAAACAAGAAAAUCAUUUCUCUGCUCGGCGCUACUCUUAUUAUAUAUUUGGCUAUAUUUCGUGUUUUGUGGUGCAAAGAGUGUAUAAAUCGCCCACGCGUGCACUUCAACCAUACAAUUAUAAUUUGUGCUCGUCGACUGCAAGUUUUGUUGACGUCGCCGUCGUUGUUGUCAUCGUCUUGUGACUAUCGGGCAUUCAAAAAGAAAGUCGUAAAAAUAUAAAAAAAAGAACUAGCUGGGAGGAGUAUAGUUGUCAUUGUUUUUUUUUUUUGAGCUAUAUACAUAGCCAUACACACACACACACACACAGCAUUCACACAUACACAAACGAACUAACUGCAGCAGCAGCGCAACGCAGGAAAGAAGCAGAGUUAAAACCGCAGUCGAAGAGACAGAGACAGUGGAAGAGGAAGAGGCAGUGACAGUGGAAGUGGAAGAGGAAGAGUCAGAAGUAUUGCAGCAGCUUGCUUUGGAGCACUUAAACAGCAAAAACAAAAAACUAAAAAAAAACAAACAAAAGCUAAAGAAAUUUGCGCAAAAAUUCAAGCAAUUUAAAAAAAAAGAAAAACACCUUCUAUAUACAGCAUAUAUAGAAAAAGCAUAACAAAAAAAGAAAAUAUAUCGAAAGCAAUCUACUUGUAUAAGUCAAACGCAAAAAACAAACGAAAAUGAGGAAACAAAAAGACGAUAUGCAGGUCAAUGUCGCCGGACUACGCAGAAACAUCAAGAAUCUCGCGCACAACUAUUCCGAUGCACAGGUUAAGGUGCGCGAGGCCACUUCCAAUGAUCCGUGGGGGCCAUCGGCCACAAUUAUGGCCGAAAUAGCGGAUCUAACCUAUAAUGUGGUCGCCUUCUCGGAGAUAAUGCAAAUGAUAUGGAAACGGCUCAAUGAUCACGGCAAGAAUUGGCGUCACGUCUACAAGGCGCUCAUCCUACUCGAGUAUCUGAUCAAAACGGGCACCGAAAAGGUCGCCCAGCAAUGCAAGGAGAACAUCUUUGCCAUACAAACGCUACGGGAAUUUGUCUACUUCGAGGAGGGCAAGGAUCAGGGCACGCAUGUCCGCGAGAAGGCCAAACAGCUUGUCAAUCUGCUCAAGGACGACGAGCGGCUGAAGAAUGAGCGUGUCAAGGCGCUGAAAGCCAAAGAACGCUUCGCUCUGCAUCCGAGCGGCUUUGGCAGCGAUGGCUACAUUGAUGGGCCAUCGCAACGAGAUUUGCCGCCUGGUUGGCAGGAGGAGCCACCCAAAAAUGCCUCCGAGCUCGAGAUGGUGCGACCCCAGACGGCUGGCGAGGAGGAGCUACAGCUACAGUUGGCGAUGGCCAUGUCGCGCGAAGAGGCCGAACAGGAGGAGGCCAAACGACGCAGCGACGAUGUGCGUCUCCAGCUGGCGCUCAGCCAGAGCGAGCAGGACUUUAAUCCAACCAACGCGCACAGAGAUCCAAGCGGACGGCCAGUAGCGGCGCCCAAGAAAGAGGAACAACAGAGCCAUUUGCUGGACUUGCUGGAUAUCUCGUUGGGCGCAACAAGCAUUUCGAGUCCACCAUUGGGCGCUGCAGGCGGUGCACCUAUUGUUGAUCCCUGGGCAGCGCCAACGGCCCGUUCCGGCAGCCAGCUGUCGGAUCCGUGGCCAGUGCAACCUUGGCGUCCGGAUACAGUGGCAGCGCCACGCACCAUCAUGAGUACCGGUGUGCCGCUGAGCUCUGCAGCUGCGCCAGCUCAGGUCGGCGACGCGUGGUGCAUGCGCACACAGUCUCCAUCAGUGGCGUCUGGCUCCUCCAACGAGGGCUGGCUACAGACCAAUGGCAAUGCCAGCCAAAAUGGACGUAUGCCAGCGCCUGCUCCACUCGAUCCCUGGCUAACAAAAUCAACGGCAAACGCUGGCCUUGUUGCUGCAGCGCCUCCGUCGCAUGGCGCCAACAAUGCUAGUAGCAAUGGCGUCUCAGCGGAUCCAUGGCUAGCCGAACCGCAACCAGCAGCAGCACCGCCAGCAACUCCAGCUGACCCCUGGGCGGCAGCGCAGCCAGCAGCCACAGCAGCGCUCGAUGAUCCCUGGAAGGCAAUGCAGACAGGCGCCGUGAAGAAACAAUCGCCCGACUUUGAUGAGUUCGAUUUGAUAACCAAUCGAAAUAAAAGUGCCGAACACAAUUCCAAUGCCUCCAAUAACAACAACAACAAUGCUUCGCUGCUGGACGAUAUGGAUCCGCUUUCGACAAAUUAUGGCAACAAUGGUGUCUCUGUGCAUCCAUCGACGGGCGCCACAACCAAGAAACCGUAUCGGGAUCCGCUCGCAUUUCUCGGCGAGAACUCGGCACUGGUCAAUCUGGAUAAUCUGAUCAAACCGAAUACGCCGCAGACACAAUCCGGUCUGGCACCCGCCUACAAUCCGUUUGCCGACAAUGUGAUGCCACCGAAAACAAAUCUAUUCCAGCAACAGCAGCCAGCCGUGCCGUCCAUCAAUCAGUUGAAACAGCAACCGCCCUUCCCCGUCAACAUGAAUCAGGAUCCUUGGGCGCCGGUUAGCGGCGGCGUCAGCGCAGCCUCUCAGGCAAAGCCAUUGCAGCCACUGCGGCCGACCAGCUUGAAGCUGAGCGAUGAUUUUCAGCUGUUGAGCGUAUUCAAUAAACCACCACCAAUCGUGUCCUCCAACCCACAGCCGAGCACGCAGCUCUACCACAACAACAACAAUAAUAAUAACAACAUCAUAAGCGACAACAACAACAGCUACAACUAUGGAUUCAACCGGAGCUACAACAGUCCGGCAAUUGACAGCAUACGCAACAUGGACAUCUUAAACGAGACGCAGACGGAGCAACGUUCCUAUUUCCCUAGCCCCACGGCGCCUUCGACUGGGCAAUACAGUCAUAGCAGCACUCCUGGUGGGUAUUCCAGCUACACUCAGUGCUACAGUAGCGCCCUAUCCGAAUCCCUGGCCGAGACACCGGGCAUUAGCAUUUCACCCAUUGUCUACGAUGAUAGUGGUUUCUAUGGCAACUCCUCGAACACAUCCGCGAGUGGCAAUUACUGCAAACUGGAACAAAAUAACAACAUGCCAUGGAUUAAGCCGGAGGCAACCGCUACGAAUCCGUUUCUGUCAUAAGUGGGAGGAGUCAAUCAGCAGCAGCAGCAACAAUUAACAGCAGCCAAAAUAUCAAUAACAACAGCAGCAAAAACAACAACACAUUGUCGGGGUGGUGCAUGGGACUGUUUAACAAGAGGAAGAGCAACAACGGCAACACCAACAGCAACAACAACAACAAAAUGAAAAUAUGAAUUAAUUGAUUACAAAAUUAUGUGUAAGAAAGUAUUAUUAAACUGUAAAACAUGUGAUGUGUUGUACAGCACCACCACCAACAACAACAACAGCAGCAACAGCAACAAAAACAACAACAACGACGACGAGAACAACAAAAACAACAACAAAAAAAGAUACCAAAACACCAACAAUAGCUGCUACUGAAUCCAAUGUGCAAUGUGUGUGUAGCUUCAACAGCAGUUUCAAAACUUUUUAACAUAUUUGUAAUAGCUCUUUGAAAUAACUACUCCAAAUGUAUAGAUAAUAAUAUUAAUAAUAUGAGUAUAAACA
Molecule: messenger RNA, 3687 nt
Organism: Drosophila grimshawi
Lineage: Eukaryota; Metazoa; Arthropoda; Insecta; Diptera; Drosophilidae
Gene: lqf
Product: epsin-1
Exons: 10
Coding region: 772-3201 (809 amino acids)
Biological process (GO): endocytosis
Cellular component (GO): plasma membrane; clathrin vesicle coat; endosome
Molecular function (GO): phospholipid binding; clathrin binding
Source: RefSeq, a predicted model, not a curated record